Molecule: messenger RNA, 1308 nt
Organism: Caenorhabditis bovis
Lineage: Eukaryota; Metazoa; Nematoda; Chromadorea; Rhabditida; Rhabditidae
Source: the annotation of a GenBank genome assembly
AUGUUCUCUUUGCAUUUUGAUGAUGGCGAGAUUGACACACUUUCAUCGAAUGAGAAUCUCAUCAGCGACGAUGUCGAGCUUGUCUCAAAUCGAAUUGAGAAUGGCGGACACACAGAGAACCCGGAAUUAUUAUCUUUGAAAGGAUCUUCAGAAGAAGAUGAAGAUGAUGAAGAUCAAUCCGCUUUUUCAAAUGACGAAAACGAAACUGCCACUGUUGAGUGGACCGAUUCGAUAAUUGCCAGUGUGCUAAGAAAUCCUGAACUUUAUCCAAGAAUGCGGUAUUUUAAACAACUGGCUGAUUCAAAAGAUAUCACAUGUGAUGGAUAUUUUCCCGGUUUAUCGCUUUGUUGGAAGCACUUUAAAAUUGGCGAUCAGUUUGAUGUCGAAAAUGAGCAUUUGGUUAUCACUGAUCGUUUAGGAGAUGGGUCAUUUGGAACCGUUUACAAAGUUCAUAAUGUGGCGAACGAUACUUAUUUAGCUGCCAAGAUGUUCCGCAUUUUCGACUUUGAAAAUUUCGCUUCCGAAUACACUAAGUUGAAAGCACUGAAUGUCUAUGCUCAGAGAAACAGUGUUGCGACCAUUGUAAAAGUCUUGGGAUGUUUCGAGAUUGAAAAGCAUUGGUUCAUCAGCAUGGAGCUACUUCCACAGUCUUAUACGAUUAUUCGAGAGAAAUGGAAUCAGCUGGACGUGAAUAUCAUUCGCCGUCUCUUAUUUCAACUGAUCAGCGGAAUUGUUUUCUUCUCGUCCCGGCCAUUCUAUUUGGUACAUGCUGACUUGAAACCGGAAAAUCUCAUGCUGAGAGGCACUGAUUGGAACAACUUCCAAGUAGUCAUUGUUGACUUUGGUAUGUCGAAAAGGUCGGGAAAAUUCCGAGACGACAACGUGCAAACGAUGGGAUACUGUGCUCCUGAAGUACUGUUUCAUGAGAAGAUUGGCAGACCGAUUGACAUGUUCAGUUUCGGAAUUGUGGCUUUGGAGACAUAUUGUGGAGGCAACGUUUUUGCCGGUAUGACAGAUCCCGACUGCCUUGUUUUUAUGGAGCACAUUCUCGGCAAAUUUGAAUACUUCCGCAAACGCACCAUAGAUCAAUCAUUCGUACGACUUCUAGAUGAAAAAGCAGAGCAAAUUCCGCCGAGCAUGACAUUGAGAGAUAUUUUCAAAAUCUAUGUGCCAGAAGAUGAAGCCGCACGAGAAGCUGAAGAACUUUUAUUGGAUUUGAUUGAGAAAUCGUUGAAGGCGUCUCCGGCGCAGCGGCUUACAGCCAAGGAUGCCUACCAACACGAAUUUUUUGCACCAUUGAAACAUUAA